GAGGUCAAAGGUGACAGCUUCCGGGAACUGUUGCCUCCGCUGGCCACUCCUCCCUCUGUCGACCAGUUUCUUCGGGCAGCUGGGAGGCCAGUUAAAAAAAAAUGGAACCUUUUUCCUGUGACACUUUCGUGGCAUUACCUCCAGCAACAGUCGCUAACAGGAUAAUUUUUGGAAAAAAUUCAGAUAGACUCUGUGACGAAGUACAAGAGGUAGUUUAUUUUCCUGCUGCAGUUCAUGAUAACCUGGGAGAACAUCUUAAGUGUACAUAUAUAGAAAUUGAUCAAGUUCCUGAAACAUAUGCUGUUGUCCUGAGUCGCCCAGCUUGGUUGUGGGGUGCAGAAAUGGGAGCCAAUGAGCAUGGAGUUUGCAUUGGAAAUGAAGCUGUAUGGGGAAGAGAAGAAGUUUCUGAUGAAGAAGCACUACUAGGAAUGGAUCUUGUCAGGCUUGGCCUUGAAAGAGCUGAUACAGCUGAAAAAGCCCUCAAUGUCAUCGUUGAUUUAUUAGAAAAAUAUGGCCAGGGUGGAAAUUGCACAGAGGGUAGGAUGGCAUUUAGCUAUCACAACAGUUUCCUGAUAGCUGAUAGGAAUGAAGCCUGGAUACUGGAGACUGCAGGGAAGUACUGGGCAGCAGAAAAAGUUCAAGAGGGAGUUCGUAAUAUUUCUAAUCAGCUUUCCAUAACAACCAAGAUUGACCGGGAACACCCAGACAUGAGAACCUAUGCUAAGCAGAAAGGUUGGUGGGAUGGUAAAAACGAGUUUGAUUUUGCUGCAGCAUACUCCUAUCUUGACACAGCCAAGAUGAUGACUUCAUCAGGCAGAUACUAUGAGGGCUACAAGCUUCUAAAUAAGCACAAAGGAAACAUAACUUUUGAAACAAUGACGGAAAUUCUUCGGGACAAACCAAGUGGCAUCAAUAUGGAGGGAGAAUUCUUGACCACUGCAAGCAUGGUUUCUAUUUUACCUCAAGACUCCAGCCUUCCUUGCAUUCACUUCUUUACAGGGACUCCUGAUCCCGAGAGAUCUGUUUUUAAGCCUUUCAUAUUUGUGCCACAUAUUUCACAACUGUUGGAUACCAGUUCACCAACAUUUGAACUUGGAGACCUAGUUAAAAAGAAGUCACAUUUUAAGCCUGACAGAAGACACCCACUCUACCAGAAACAUCAACAGGCAUUGGAAGUAGUAAAUAAUAAUGAGGGAAAAGCCAAAAUAAUGUUGGACUACAUGAGGAAACUGGAGAAAGAGCAAUUCAGACAGAUGGAAUCAAUCCUUCAAAACAAGCAUCUUGAUGUGGAUAAAAUUGUUAAUCUAUUUCCUCAGUGUACAAAAGAUGAAAUUCAAAUUUAUCAGUCAAAUGUUAGUUCUUAGUGAUCAUAUGGUCAGCUAAUAUUAGUUCUUAGUGAUCAAUGGUCAGCAAUCUCCGAAGUUAUAAUCUGUCACCUUGGUAAAUUAUAUAAACCUAAUUUGAGCAGAUCUGAUUAUUCUUGGAUAGCAUUCAAGUGGUAUCUUGACUAUUAAAACUACAUUGUUGCUGAAAUACUCAGAAAGAAAACAUUGGAACUGGAUUAAUGUAUCGUGGAAUGUAGGUGUUAUUUCAGGUGAUGUACUUAUUAUUUUCUUUAGCUAUAGUAACUUUGUCAUGAUAAUUAAGUAUUCAAUUCUAUGUUAAGAAUGAAACAUUAAAAUGAUGCAUGGAUUUAUGUUUAUUAUAAUUAUUUAGUACUCUCAAAUGAUUUUCUCAGUUACAUCAAGAAAGCAGAUUUUCCUUAUUCAUGAAAAACAUCUCAAGUGAUGAGUUCUUUGUGCUUUAGGCAAAUAUUAACCAGCUCUAACGAGAAAAAUUUCUAGAUUUACACAUUGUUAAUACAGUAUAUUAGUUCUGCAAAUGCACUUUUAGUAAACUCAGACAUGCUCUUUGUCAAGAUUUGGCUAACCAGUGAGCUUGUAGCUCUGAUUAUCUAGCAUUUUUAGGGUCAGUAUCCUUAAUAGGCUUUUUUGUUAAUAAGAUAUAUUUUUACAAGAGCUUAUUUGGGAGAUUAGAGAAUAAGAUAAAAGAUCCAAACCUUAGGAUAUAUUGUUUCUGGGUCUGAAAUCUCUCUCAUUGUUAACUUCUGUUCACUCAGUGAAAACAGAAACAAGAACGAGGUAGUGGCAAUGAAACAAAAUUAUUAGUAUAUUAUGAACAUGAUAACAUUAACACUAUAAUGCAUUAUAUAUUAUGAAUAUUAUAAAUGAGUAACAGCUUCCUAAAGUUUAUAAAACAUUGUUUAGGUUACAUAAAGAUUAUCAAGUAAGACUCAAAAUUGCAAAUAUAAACAAAAGAAAAAUCCAACUGAAAAUAACACUAAGUAUUUUUGGGUUUCUAGAUUGUCCAUUUUGGUAUUUGGUUAUAUUAUCAUAUUUGCUAAUUGCUAUCAACACAAUUAGGUUAAUAAAGAAGUGGGUCAUUACAUUCAAAGAGUGCUCAGGAAGUUAUGUCUCAAAGUUCUCUCAUAAUACCAUCAUCUGCCUGAUACUGCUCUUGUCUAAUAUAGGGCUGACAUUACAAAGGAAAAGACGUCUGACUCAAGUACUCUCUUGAUUCUGUUAGCCUUAAGUUUGGUUCAGUGAUAGGCUGUCUCUACAUGAAGACCUCUGGCCAACCCCUAUACUCCUCUCUUUUAAUAGAUGAGGAAACCAAGGGCACACAGUUCAUUGAUUUCCUCAGGGACACAUGUAGGAAUCUUAUUUCCCUCUCUAGGGCAAGCAUGUUGUCACCUUCUCCUUUGCUGCCACCCUAGACUAAAUUAGCACCAUCUCUUACCUGGACCAUUGCAGUUAACUCUUCUCCUACACACUCCUUUUGUUCUUUAUCUCCAUCCACAUGAGUCACUGCAGCCAGAGUAAUCUAUAAAAAAUUUAAAUUUGAUUAUGAAUCCCCCUCCUAAAACUUUUUGAAAAGAGACUUUGUUUUUUGGAGCACUUUCAGGUUCACAGCAAAAUUGAACAGAAAGUACGGAGUUUCCAUAUAGCCCCUAUUACCACACAUGCAUAGCCUCCCCCACUGUCAACAUCAUAGUACCAGAAUAGUACAUUUGUUAGAAUCGAUGGCCCUACCUUGACACAUUAUCACCUGAAGUCCAUAGUUCGUUAGAGAUCACUGUUGAUAUGGUACAUCCUAUGGGCUUUGAAAAUUGUAAAAUGACAUGUAUUCACCAUUAUAGUAUUAUACAGAAUAGUUUCACUGCCCUAAAAAUCUUCUGCCUAUUUAUCCCACUCUCCCUCCAACCCCUGGCAACCACUGAUCUUUUUACUGUCUCCAUAGUUUUGCCUUUUCCAUAUGUCAUAUCAUCAGAAUCAUACAGUAUGUGAUUUCUAAGGAUUGUCUUCUUUAACUUACUUAGUAAUAUGCAUUUAAGGUUCCUCCAUGUCUUUUCAUGACUUGAUAUCUCAUUUUAGUUCUAAAUAAUAUUCCAUUGUCUGAAUGUACCACUAUUGAAGGACAUCUUGGUUGCUUCCAAAUUUUGAAAAUUAUGAAUAAACCUGCUGUAGAUAUCCA
Molecule: messenger RNA, 3534 nt
Organism: Sapajus apella (tufted capuchin)
Lineage: Eukaryota; Metazoa; Chordata; Mammalia; Primates; Cebidae
Gene: SCRN3
Product: secernin 3
Exons: 8
Coding region: 102-1364 (420 amino acids)
Biological process (GO): proteolysis
Molecular function (GO): cysteine-type exopeptidase activity; dipeptidase activity
Source: RefSeq, a predicted model, not a curated record